Molecule: messenger RNA, 354 nt
Organism: Stylonychia lemnae
Lineage: Eukaryota; Ciliophora; Spirotrichea; Sporadotrichida; Oxytrichidae
Source: the annotation of a GenBank genome assembly
AUGGUAGAAUGCUUGGGAGAUUGUGCAAAGUAUGCUUUCCCUAUGUUUCUGGGAGGAACGGAUGAUGUCACUAAAAUUCUUGGGAUGGAUAUUAAUGACUUAACUUAAGAGAUUGUUAUUUCUGGAGUCAAUCAUGAUUCUAAAGUUGCAUUGGGUUCAGGUUCUUCAGGAUAUCCUUUUAUUGCUUACCUAGAGUAAGGAAACGUUUAUAGAUGGGCAAAGGUUGUUCUAAGAUAAUAUGAUUAAUAUAUUCAAGUCAGAUUUGGCUAUGAAAAAGAGCAAGUAUUGGCAAUGAGUGACAAAGAACCUCAUACAAUUAUCAUUCUUAAUGUUAAUGACGGAUCAUUGAAAUGA